UUCAUAAUUGACUAUCCGGCGAGGAGAAUUCAACGAGCCUUAGCGAUAAAUUCUGGGAUGCAGGCCUACAGCAGGGAACACCCGUACUGUUACAGCUAUCUUCAAUGCUGCUGCCAGCCUUCAGCCCCUAGCUAUGCACCACAAAGCCAUCAGUACCAGUCGCAGUUUCAACCCUUCUUCGAAGGGCAGUUGCAGAAGCCAUUUCAGUCAUCGUUCUCCAUCGAGUCGCUUCUUGGAGGUGAGAAGACGCGGGAGGCAAGCACGCCUUCCUUUGGCAGCGCUCCCGCAUACAGCAAACAAACAGGUCUAGACUCCGCCGUUGAAGGUAAACUUAAAGAACUGGUGGAGCGUAGGCGAAACAACAGCUCAGAAGUAUUGAACAACUUCCAUAAGCAAGAACGAUCCACAACGAAGGCAGAAUUGCAGAAAGAAGCGCAUCUCGCCGGUGAGCCAGCAAGUGCCUCACAAGAAGACAAAAAGGGUUUGAUGUACACUCGCUUCAAGAGGAAGCGGCCCCGCACGAUGUUUACCCUGUAUCAACUGGAGAGGAUGGAGGGAGAAUUCCUGCGCCGUCAGUACAUCACGGGUAAUCAGCGGUUGCAACUGGCCAGCGAACUUCAGUUGACCGAGACACAAGUCCGAGUUUGGUUUCAGAACAGACGGAUUAAAUGGCGCAAACAUAUGAUGAAGAGGCAGUUUGAAGGCUACUCGGAUCUAUGCAGAAGAAAAUAAACUGGGAUGUAAAAACAACAACAACAAAAAAUACAAACAAACCAAAAUAGAAAAAAAAAAAAGAAGCGAUCAUUAUGGUCAGUAUAUUUCAAAACUUCUCAUAGUAGGCCUUAAGCCUCAAGCUACCUAAGGAACUGCGCACGCCUUUGAUGUCUGGCUCCGCCCUAAUACUGACUUAACUUAGAAACACACUAUUCUGUACAGUAAA
Messenger RNA from Stylophora pistillata, 940 nucleotides. RefSeq lists its product as uncharacterized. Gene Ontology annotation, molecular function: RNA polymerase II cis-regulatory region sequence-specific DNA binding; DNA-binding transcription factor activity, RNA polymerase II-specific. Gene Ontology annotation, biological process: central nervous system development; neuron differentiation; regulation of transcription by RNA polymerase II. Gene Ontology annotation, cellular component: nucleus. NCBI's taxonomy places the organism in Eukaryota, Metazoa, Cnidaria, Anthozoa, Scleractinia, Pocilloporidae. The record is from RefSeq and is a predicted model, not a curated record.